AAAUGAGAAUGAUGGUGAAAAUGAUGGAGACGAUAAUCUAGAAGGAGAUGAAAAUUUAAGCCCUCCUAACUCUGAUGGAGAUGAAGAAGUAUCUGAGAAAAGAAGAAUGAAAACCAUUAGAUAUGACCCCAAACGGGAUCAUAGGGAAAUAAAAUUUCAAGUAGGAAUGAGAUUUGCCUCACGCGCGCAAUUCAAGAAAGCUGUGCAACUUUACGCAAUCAUGAAUGGAUUCAAUAUUGGAUGGAAGAAGAGUGAAGCGAAAAAAAUGGACGGUAGGUGUAUGAGUGGUUGUGAAUGGAGAGUGUUUGCUAGUUGGUUGCAGAGUGAGAAGACUUUUAUCAUAAAAACCGUUGGAAAUGAACAUAUUUGCCCUAGAAGCAUGAGAAAUAAGAAUGCAACGUAUGUAUGGCUUGCGGAGCAGUUCUUGCCUAAAAUUAGAGCUAACUUGAAGUAUACAACAUCACAAAUGCAGGUUGAUGCAAUGGAGAUGUGGGCAUUGACACUGAAUAAGAGGAUUUGCUAUAGAGCGAUUGCUAGAGCUAUUGAAAUCAUGAGAGGUCCAUUUGUUGAGCAAUACAAGUUGUUGCACUCUUAUAGGGCUAAGUUGAUUCGAUGUAGUCCGAAUAGCACUUUUGAAUUAGAAGUUGGACGAAAUAAUACAUUCAAGAGAUUCUAUGUAGGCUUCAAAGAAUUGAAAGAGGGUUUUCUAGCAGGCUGUAGGCAAGUAAUUGGAUUGGAUGGAUGAUUUACGAAGACUUUAAUUAAAGGGAUGUUGCUUUGUGCUAUUGGCAGAGAUGGAAACAACCAAAUGUUUCCAAUUGCAUGGGCUGUUGUUGACGCCGAGACUGAAGAAUCUUGGACUUGGUUCCUCAAGCUACUAGUGAAAGACUUGAAUGUGGGACAAGGUCUUAGUUGGACCUUCAUGAGUGAUCAACAGAAGGUAAGAUUAUGCACAAGCUUUACUAAUAUAAAUAUUUUGUUGGUAAUAAUCUAACUUAUUUGCAUGCCAAAUAAUGUGUUGCGGGGCCUUCUUAAUGCAGUUUCUGAACUCUCUCCGCGAGCAGAGCAUAGGAAUUAUGCUCGGCACAUAUACGCUAACUGGAAAAAAAAUAUACAAGGGGGAAGCAUUUAGAAAUUGCUUUUGGAGAGCUGUAUAUUCAACAUAUGAGGUCAAUUUCGACAUAGCAAUAAAAGAAAUGAAGGAAGAGUCUAUUCAUGCAUAUGAAGACUUCAUGAGACAAGGUCCGUAACACUUUUGUAGGGCAUUCAUCAAGUGUGGACAAAAUUGCAAUGCUAUUGAGAACAACUUGAGUGAGACAUUCAAUGCAUACAUAUGCAAAGAAAGGGAAUGUCCCAUUGUUGAUAUGUUAGAGGGCAUAAGGAAAUUACUUAUGGCAAGAAUGUAUGAGAAAAGCCAAUUAAUGGUCCGUUCAAGAGAUGAGAUUUGUCCAAGAAUCAGAUUGAAAAUUGAGGAGGAAAAGAUGAACACUAGGUCUUGCAUUCCAAGGCCAUCUACUGCUUCCAGAUUCGAAGUUGAAGCAAAUGACGACACAUUUAUGGUUGAUCUGAACGAGAAGACAUGUACAUGCAAACGGUGGGAUAUAUCGAGAAUACCAUGUAACCAUGUCAUCUCGUGCAUCAACUUCAUGAAGGGUAACUUAAAUGAUUUUGUAGCUGAUUAUUUCAAGAAAGCUGCAUAUGAGCGUUGUUACCAAUUUGCAUUACCUACCUUGAAUGGAAGAAAAAUGUGGCCAGAAACUAGUGAAGAUCCUUUAUUGCCUCCACCAUUCAGAAAGCUUCCGGGGUGGCCCAAGAAAGACAGGAAGAGAUCCGACGGUGAGAAGAGAAAGGAUGAGAAAAGUAAAAGAAUAAGGAAGCCAAGGAUCACCAACACCAAUCCUACUAAAAAAUCAAAAGCUGGUGUUACCAUGAAAUGCUCCAAUUAUCAUGGGAUUGGACACAACAGGACCAAAUGCCCCCAACCUCCGACACCUGUGGAGAUCAAACAAGUUGGCAAAAGACGUAGGCCAAGGAAAGAUCCAAAGCAACCAACCAUUGAAGGAAGGGCAUCUAACAAACAAAGUGAAAGUACUACAGGUGCAUCCGUAAGUGCACAAUCAAACAUUAUUAGAUUUGAGAAGAGGAGGGUGAGUUGCUUCCUUUUUUAUUUUUAGAAUAAAUUUUAGUAGAUAAGUAU
Molecule: messenger RNA, 2197 nt
Organism: Rhodamnia argentea
Lineage: Eukaryota; Viridiplantae; Streptophyta; Magnoliopsida; Myrtales; Myrtaceae
Exons: 2
Coding region: 1365-2174 (269 amino acids)
Molecular function (GO): zinc ion binding
Source: RefSeq, a predicted model, not a curated record